Molecule: messenger RNA, 1872 nt
Organism: Bufo bufo (common toad)
Lineage: Eukaryota; Metazoa; Chordata; Amphibia; Anura; Bufonidae
Gene: RAB40B
Product: RAB40B, member RAS oncogene family
Exons: 7
Coding region: 209-1045 (278 amino acids)
Biological process (GO): protein localization to plasma membrane; intracellular signal transduction
Cellular component (GO): endosome; plasma membrane; synaptic vesicle
Molecular function (GO): GTPase activity; GTP binding
Source: RefSeq, a predicted model, not a curated record
GAGCUGUCAUCUUGAAAGCCCUUUUCCACGUCUAGCAGUCAGAACGGCUUGUGCUCGAGGUGAGUACACGGUGUGUGCGAGCGUUCCUGUCCGUCCUCUGGAUUCUGGGUAUGAGUGUCCUCACAGCUGUAGUUCUGUGACCGUGUAUCAGCUUGAACUCAUGAUGGGCUGAAGGCGCCCCAACCUAUAGAGCCUCUCGGGAAGGAGAAUGACCCACAGAGCAAGCCCGGCCAAAGCCUACGACUUCCUGCUGAAGUUUCUGCUUGUUGGGGACAGCGAUGUUGGGAAAGGGGAGAUCCUGGCGAGUCUACAGGAUGGCGCUACAGAGUCGCCGUACGGUUAUAACAUGGGCAUCGACUAUAAGACGACCACCAUAUUGCUGGACGGACGCCGCAUAAAACUACAGCUCUGGGACACUUCAGGACAAGGAAGAUUUUGCACUAUUUUUCGUUCGUAUUCCAGAGGAGCUCAGGGCGUCAUCCUGGUCUAUGACAUCACGAACCGCUGGUCAUUUGACGGCAUCGACCGCUGGAUAAAAGAGAUCGACGAGCAUGCCCCGGGAGUGCCCAAGAUCCUGGUGGGGAACCGUCUGCACUUGGCGUUUAAGCGGCAGGUGUCCACCGAGCAGGCGCAGUGCUACGCCGAGCGCCUCGGGAUGACCUUCUUCGAGGUCAGCCCCCUCUGCAACUUCAACAUCACCGAGUCCUUCACCGAGCUGGCGAGGAUCGUGCUGAUGCGGCACGGCAUGGACCGGCUGUGGAGGCCCAACAAGGUACUGAGUCUGCAAGACCUCUGCUGCCGCGCCAUAGUCUCCUGCACCCCCGUUCACCUGGUCGACAAGCUCCCCCUCCCGGUUGCCUUACGAAGCCAUCUGAAGUCUUUCUCCAUGGCGAACGGACUGAACGCCAGGAUGAUGCACGGCCGAUCGUACUCGCUCACCGCCAACAACUUAAACAAACGGCACAGCCUGAAGAAAGCCAAGAUCAUCCGUCCGCCGCAAAGCCCCCCCAAGGACUGCACAAGGAACAGCUGCAAGAUAUCCUAAGCAGGAGCCAUGGAAGGAUCCUUGGGGGCGGAGACUCUAUAUCCCUCCCUCGAGGAAGCUGUUAAGCGACAGGACGUUCAUUGAGCCCCUUCUUUGUCCAGAAGUUUAGGUCUCCCGAGAUGAUGCUGCUUUUAUUUUAGACAUAACAUGAUGUCGCUGUGUUCUAUAUGCAUGGCCCGUUUUAUUUUUUGGUUUUCUUAGUUUUUUUACUAUUUUUAUUGCCCUUUUAUUUGUGGUCUGCUUCAGCCAGGACACCUCAUCCUUCCUCCCUUCCUCCCCCACCUCCGCCACCAGUUAAUUUGUGCUCCCUUUAAUGGAAAGUAUUGGAUCCCGUUCCCCUGGAAGAGCGCCCUGUUUUUUUUUUGUUUGUUUUUUAUAAAUUGUGCUGCACCCCAAGGUAUACACCGCAGCCGCUUCAGCCCCCCCCUCCCCCCCCACCUCCAGUCAUCCCCGCUACAACAAAGGCUGCUCCACAGGUGUAUUUAAGAUGCACUGACAGGUCUCUGUGAGGAAAGUUAGAAUUUUUUUGUUUUUGUUUUUUUUAUGUUAUUUAAUACUUUUUGGGGAUUUCUCCAUGAUGAAAUAUGACUAUAUAUAUAUAUAUAUAAAUAUGCUUCUAUUUCUGUAAAACUGAAUAUUUUGUACCAGAUGUAAGAAGAGUCGCCGAGUUUAAAAAAAAAACAAAAAGAAAAAAAAAAACACACACACAAAAAAAAAUUACCCAAAUGCCAAAGACGUGUUUGGAUUGUGAAUAUGUUUUAUUUGCGAUGCGUUUGUGACUUUCAAUGUGAUUUAAAGAAAUGUUUUAUAAAGAGGAAGAAACGCUA